AUGGCGGCGGCCGCGGCGCUCCCGGGCGCGGGCGGGCCUCCCGCGGGCGGCGGGGCCGGGGGCGGCGGGGGCGCGGGAGGCGGGUCCCCGCCAGGCGGCUGGGCCGUGGCGCGCCUCGAGGGCCGCGAGUUCGAGUACCUGAUGAAGAAGCGCUCGGUGACCAUCGGGCGCAAUUCGUCGCAGGGCUCGGUGGACGUGAGCAUGGGCCACUCGAGCUUCAUCUCGCGGCGCCACCUGGAGAUCUUCACGCCCCCGGGCGGCGGCGGCCAUGGCGGGGCGGCCCUGGAGCCGUGCGCGCCGCCCGGGCCCGACGCCGGCGGCGACUUCUACCUGCGCUGCCUUGGCAAGAACGGCGUGUUCGUGGACGGCGUGUUCCAGAGGCGCGGGGCGCCGCCGCUGCAGCUGCCGCGUGUGUGCACGUUCAGGUUCCCGAGCACAAACAUCAAGAUAACGUUCACUGCCCUGUCCAGUGAGAAGAGGGAGAAGCAGGAGGCACCCGAGUCUCCAGUGAAGCCCGUGCAGGCCCACAUCUCACCCCUGACCAUCAACAUUCCAGACACCAUGGCCCACCUCAUCAGUCCCCUCCCCUCCCCAACAGGAACCAUCAGUGCUGCAAACUCCUGCCCGUCCAGUCCCCGGGGAGCAGGGUCUUCAGGAUACAAAAUGGGCCGUGUGAUACCAUCUGACCUCAAUUUAAUGGCUGACAACUCGCAGCCAGAAAAUGAAAAGGAAGCUUCAGGUGGAGAUAGCCCAAAGGAUGAUUCAAAGCCACCUUAUUCCUAUGCACAAUUAAUCGUACAAGCAAUUACGAUGGCUCCUGAUAAACAACUCACCCUAAAUGGAAUUUAUACGCACAUCACUAAAAAUUACCCGUACUACAGGACUGCAGACAAGGGCUGGCAGAAUUCAAUUCGCCACAAUCUCUCUCUGAAUCGUUAUUUCAUCAAAGUACCACGUUCCCAGGAAGAACCAGGCAAAGGCUCCUUCUGGAGGAUAGAUCCUGCCUCUGAAAGCAAACUGAUCGAGCAGGCCUUUAGGAAACGGCGGCCCAGGGGCGUGCCUUGCUUUAGAACCCCUCUGGGACCCCUGGCGUCUAGAAGCGCCCCAGCCUCUCCCAAUCACGCUGGAGUGCUGUCUGCUCACUCCAGCGGCGCCCAGACCCCUGAGAGCCUGUCAAGGGAAGGCUCACCGGCCCCCUUGGAGCCUGAGCCUGGAGCCUCACAGCCUAAACUCGCCGUCAUCCAGGAGGCACGGUUUGCCCAGAGUGCACCAGGCUCGCCUCUGUCUAGUCAGCCCGUUUUAAUUGCUGUGCAGCGACAGCUGCCACCAACGAUCAAGCCCGUCACCUACACUGUCACCGCCCCUGUGACCACUUCGACCUCCCAGCAGCCCGUUGUGCAGACAGUUCACGUUGUCCACCAGAUCCCAGCAGUCUCUGUCACCAGCGUAGCUGGACUGGCCCCAGCGAACACGUACACCGUGGCUGGGCAGGCAGUGGUCACUCAGGCGGCCGUGCUGGCCCCGCCCGAGGCAGAGCCACAGGAGAACGGCGACCACAGGGAGGUGAAAGUGAAAGUAGAGCCCAUCCCGGCAGUUAGCCACGCCACGCUAGGCGCCGGCCGGAUCAUUCAGACGCCACAGGCCACCCCUGUCCAGACGGUCACCAUAGUACAACAGGCACCUCUAGGUCAGCACCAGCUACCAAUAAAAACUGUGACGCAAAAUGGGACUCACGUGGUGCCAAUCCCUGCCGUCCACAGCCAGGUGAACAAUGCAGUGGCGAGUCCUCUGCACAUGCUGGCCACGCAUGCAUCUGCAUCGGCCUCCCUGCCCACAAAGCGCCAGAAUGGUGACCAGUCGGAGCAGCCGGAGGUAAAGCGGGUCAAGACUGAAGACAGCGAGAGCAUUGUCAUUGCCCUGAGCGUGGACACGCCAACACCAGCCGUGAGGGAGAAGGGCGCCCAAAACUAGCGACGGGGCGUUCUUCCACUUCGGUGCCACCUCUUCUGGUGCCAGAAGGAGACACUGCCUCCCACCGACGCUUGGAGCGCAUUCUCUCGGUGGGUAGAGGGCCCUGCGGUUGGACUUCACCUCAGCACUGAAAACACAAACCCAGGUGGCCUUAAAACUCCUUAAUUUAAAGACAGAAGUCACACCUAAACAGAACCACACACACCAAAACCUGGUUCCAGCCGUGUCUCCCUGCGCUCAGCUUUUAACUCUCAGUAAGACUCACCGCCUCCUUGAGGGGACCUGCAGGAGCCGCCCCACCACCCUUGGGGACCCUUGGGGCUGGUGCUGGCAGACAAGACAGUAUUCUGUUGUUCACACAUGGAAUUAGAAUAUUUUGAGAUGUACUCUCUUUCUUUACAGAAUAAUGGGGUCUUUGGCAUUUCAGAUCACUCCAUUUCUACUUUGGAAGCCGUGGAGUACACAGGGCCCUUCAUGUGGAUCUCACCUGGGAAAAGAAACAGUGGAGUUUGGUUUGUCCUGUUGCUCGUUUCCAGCCGACAGAAUGGUUUGCUUUUGUCCUGGUACAGUUGAGGUGGAGCUACUUGAUGACAUCCACAGAUUUUCUGUUAGAGAAGCUGCCUGAUGAAUUUUAACCCACCUCCUUUUCAGCGUGCAGGACAGACGGACGCUGCAUGUUCCCUGAGGAAAGACCUCUGGACACAGAGCUGCACUCGCUGCUCCCCUUUCUUGGUACUUGUGUUUGUUCUUUGUGUUGACUCUGUCCCAGCAUAAUUUUCCACUCGAAGUAAAACGAGUCUCCUAAGUAUUGUGUAUGUUUAAAACGACACAACUAAGUACUACUACCUUUGGAAACAAGCUUCUGUCUUUCCCACACACCCUUUCAAACAAACAUCGCACGUUUCUCUUUUGCGUGUGUGCUACUUCAGGUGCGGAGCCCGUGGCUGCCGUAGGCAUCAUCCCACCAGUGGCCCGCCGGGCUGGUGAGAACCGCUACGGGGCCGGAGUGGAAGCCGCCGGGAGACACACAGGCCUUGGAGGCAAGCACCCUGCGGGGCUAAGCCUGUUAACCUCCGGGUCCUUUCUGACCUGUAAUAGGAGAUUCCCCUCCACCUUUCAGAGCGGAAUCCGGUCCUCAGGCUGACUGCUCUCCUGCAGAAAAUGAAAGCGAGAGGCCAGGAAACAGGUGAGAGCUCGCGAAGCCGCAGGCCCUGCACAGGCCCAGCCCCGCUCCUCCGGCGGCAAGCCACUCGCCUUUCCAGAGGGUUCCAGGGGGUCAGGGCCAAGCAGCCAUGCAAACAGGAGGGCUUUGGCUUUGUGUGAGUUUUUAAAUGUCAUCAUCAUAACGUUAUUUAUUUAAAUGUAGUUAUUUUGGUAUUUAAUUUUUUUUUUUAAGAGAGGAAAAAAAACCUGUAUUUUCCUGGUGGAAUGAAAUGGCUCAGAAUGGUAUAUUUAGGCAAUUUCAAAACAUUUAUUAUUUACCUGAAGACCAAAUAUGAUAAAUCUGUUCAAAGUAUUGUGUGUCAAUCCUCAGUAUGGAGCUGUCACAAUGUUACUGCAGAUGAUGCAUAUUAAAAAUUAUGAAAUUACUGCACACUAGCUGGAUUUAUAACAGCCAUUUAAAAAAUAAAAACAAAACUAUCAUGUGAAUGAGACCACGUGUGUGACAGUAGCAAAAUCUAAUGUGCACACUGAAGCAUGGCUGGAUCAGAGCACCUCGUGGCAGCCAUCUGCCUCUUCCAGGCACUGUGCAGAGACCUGGGAAUGUAUGGGUUUGUCUUUUCACUCAGAAGGUUUGCAACUUGCAGAAUAAUUGGGAUUGCAUUGUUUCUUGAGUGUGGGGUCAGGUCCCUCUCGAGUCAAGGUGCCUGCAGCUCCUGGACCAUGAGCUCUGAGGAGAUGAGUGGACGAGCCCAGCCUGGGGAGGUCAGCUCAGGAGGCACUAGGCAAAUGCACUGUGUGUCCUGGAGAUGCAUCUGCACAGCAGCACACCUGUCGCUGUCUGGAAAGACUUGGUGGACUUUUCCCUCUGCUGGCUCAGCCUGUCAACUGGUUAUUUCUGAGCCUGUGGGUCUGGAGGGGUUUUGCUGGGAUUAUAGAUAAGAAAAAGGCCUAGUUCUCAAAUCUGAAAGAAGAGAAGGUAAGUCUUUUGCUGUAGGACAGCUGGAGUGUGCCUUUUUCAGAGGUGUGAGCAUUGUUUGCUUCUCAUUCUUGCCGCCUUAUUCAGUUGGCUUGUUGAUUGGUACAUAGAAAUUAAGAAUAUCAAGGAGAGGGCAGAAAAAAAAACCCUGGAUUAGCAAACUACCAUAUCCUAGGCACUUUGAAAGUUUUUAAAAUUUAACUCUGGAUCCCCAAGAGCUCAUAACACACCCAGGGUCACUGAGCUGUGUCCUUCAUGUCCUACUCAAUGCCUGGUGCUAUGUCAACAGACAAGUUGCGCUGAACUCCCUCCCAACUGUCCGCUGGCGGUUCCUAAGGGACUUAAUUCCGGAAGUCUCUGCUUUGACCUUUGCCAAACCUCUGAGCUCCCUGAGGGACAAGAAACUUCAUUUCAGCAGCUUUGCCCUGAACCAAACAAAAAUACAAAAGGAAAACUAACAUACGAUCCAUGUGAUGUGGUGCAUUCCAGGGUGUCUGUGCAUGGUUUUUGGAUUGACUGUCCUCUCGCGUCGGUAGAGUCCCCAUGUGAAUUGUUGAGCUCCUUAAAUACACCACGCCUCGCAUCUUUGUCUUCUGUUAAAACAACAGAGUAGACGGGAGCCGUGGUUAAAAGGGGCUUGGGGUUUCUAUGCUGUGUGACACAAGAAGAUAGUGACAAUCUUCAAGUCGUAACCUCCACUGUUCUAGAAAGUAUAGUGAUAAUUUGUGUGCAAAGAUCUGAAAUUUUAAAAAGUACCAAGUUCCUGAAAUUCAAUAAAAUAUUUUUAUUAAUUUUAA
Messenger RNA from Manis javanica (Malayan pangolin), 4908 nucleotides. RefSeq names its product forkhead box K2 (gene FOXK2). Gene Ontology annotation, molecular function: DNA-binding transcription factor activity, RNA polymerase II-specific; protein binding; RNA polymerase II cis-regulatory region sequence-specific DNA binding. The record is from RefSeq and is a predicted model, not a curated record. Lineage: Eukaryota; Metazoa; Chordata; Mammalia; Pholidota; Manidae. Gene Ontology annotation, biological process: regulation of transcription by RNA polymerase II.